AUGGCUCCCACCCGUGACCCGGUGCUCGCAAAGGGCCGCAGUCGCUUCAGCAGACUCAGGCGGCCCUCAGUCUCCAUCCCAGACAGCACUCCUCUUGACAGCCUCGACCUUUCUAACGCCAACGUCUCCGAGAUCUCACUUGCUCCCAUGGAUCGCUCGGUCGACAGCGGAUCCGACUUGAGCGUCAGCUCAUCCGGAAACUGGCGGAACAAGAACGGCGCCGCAAGGCCUCCCUUGAAGUUCAAGCCCCCCAUGCUUCGCACCCGUCCUUCUCGUCCAGAGCUCCGCCCAGAAAUCAGCCGACCAUGGAGGCGUUCCACCGAGAACUUGUACACGACAGCUGAUGAGACCAAUGAUUCGGAUGCCGAGUCAAAGUACAGCUUCGAUUCUCGCUCGUCCCUCACAACCGCGACGAGCGUUGAGGACUUUGACUCUUAUCCCUCCAAAUCCGACUCAUACAGCUCAGCCGUGCGUACUCGGCCGUUCACCACCGAGAAGCAGGUUGCCAGGACUAACACAGUUCCACCCGCCCCGGCCAAGCCCGCCAAUCUCAAGGGCACACGCGUUGACGUCGUCGCCCCCAAGAGACAAACCAUCCACAUCGAGGUGGCCCCAGUAGCCCCUGCCCCUCCUGUGGUCCAGCACAUUACCUCACAUGACCUCAUUGAACGUGAGAAGGCUCAGGAUUUGCUCAACAAGGAGAUUGAGCGCAUGAAGGAGGAGGCCCUCAGCCUCGUCAGCAAGCAGUCCGACACAGAUAGAAGACUCGGAGAUGCCCUUGACCGACUUUCAGUACUCUCAGCCGAUAAGGAGAAGACUGAGAAGCGACGACGUGAAGAGAAGAGCCUCAAGGACAAGAUCGCCCGCGAAUUUGAUGUACAGAGCCGCCUCCUCGAUGACGUAAGGAGCUCUCUCAGUGAGCACGAGAAGAAGCUGGAGGAUGCCGAGCGUGAACGAGACCAGCUCAAGGGGAUCAAAGAACAACUCGAAGUCAACGCCGUCAAGCUUGAGUUGGAAAUCGCCCAAGAGAGGGGCGCAAAGACAGAUGUCGCGACCAAGAACGCCGUCCUCGAGAAGGACCUUAUCGAGCAGGAGAAGCUCACCAAACGAUUCGAGGCCCAAUGUCAUGACCUGGAGAGAAGCGUCGGUGAUAAUCACUUCGUCACCAAAGAGACUGAGCGCGCUCUCAUCAAGAGAAUCGCUGCGCUCGAGCUGACCAAGAACACCCUAGAGCUCCGCGUCACCGGACUUGAGACGGAGCUUGUCCGCAAGGGGACUGAGAUUGGCGAUCUCACUGCCGAGCGAGAUCUACUGCACAUGGAUGUCGACAAGUACAAGCCGCAAGUUGAUGAGCUCAACAGGGAGAAUGGCGCCCUGACAGAGGCCAACAAGAACCUCCAGGCACGCAUCGACGACCUCGACCAACAGAAGCAGGGUCUCGAGGCAAACAUGAAGAAACUGGAGACUGAGAAGAAGGACGCCCUGGCUAGCUUCGAUGCCCUUGAAGCCGAGAAGAAGGGCCUCAAAGCCGACAUUGAGAAGCUGAGCACCGAGAAGAACGAUAUCCAGACCCGCUUCGGCACGCUGGAAGUGGAGAAGCAGGAGGUCGAGGUCCGUCUCACCCAGCUCGAGACCACCAACACCGACAUCCAGACCCGCUUCGAGAGCCUCGAGGCCACCAAGGGCGAGCUUGAACUCAGCAAGGGUGAGCUCGAGACUCAAGUCAAGGACCUCGAGGGCUUCAAGACCAAGUACGACAAGCUCAAGAGCCGGAUCGAAGGGCUCAAGGGUAAGAACACGACACUCCAAGGCAAGGUCAGCGAGCUUCUCAAGGACCAAGACGACAAGGUAUCUCAGAUCUCGAGUCUCGCAGAGGAACGCGACAUCCUUCGCUCGGAGAACGAAUCGCUCAAGGACGAGAACGAGUCUGUCACGAGCGAGCUCCGACGUACCGAGUCACUCAUGGGGUCUAUCGCCGGUUCUCUCCCCGGCUCAGUCGCGGCAUCGGUCGUCGGCUCUGUGGCUCCGUCCGUCAUCAGCUCCGCAGAUGAAAGUGAUACGGACACUGUCAAGGGCGAGGACGACGAAGCCCCGCCGGCGCCCGAAGAUGCUCCCCCUCCGGUACCUGAGGAGGCACCCCCUUCGGUUCCAGUGAUUGAAGUCGUUGAAGAGGCCGAGGUCGUUGAAGAGACACCGGCACCCGAGGAAGUCAAGGACGACGCCGCCAGCGUCACAUCGGCAGCGCCCUCCGAGCUCUCCAAGGCCGCACCCGAGCCCGAACCCGCCGCGGCUCCCGAGCCCGAGGCAGCGCCCGUCAAAGACGACAUCGUCAUAGAGAAGGCCGAGUCCGUGUCCGCUGAAUCCAUCGCGCCCUCCGAGCCCGCCGUCAUGGAAGAGCUCCGCCAGCGUAUCGCCGAGCUCACGGAUCGUAACGAUCAGCUCCAAUCCGAGACAGUCAAGCUGGGUUCCCUCACCGCCGAGAGAGACGACCUCGUCACCCGCGUAGCAACCCUGGAGCCGGAAGCCGGCCAGGCGCCUCAGCUGCGCCAGGAAAACGCAACCUUGACGUCGCAGCUGUCUCUCGUCAACGCCCAGCUCGAUGGCAUGCGUGCUUCCUACGACGCGUCGGUCGCCGAGGUCAACAGCCUGAAGGACCAGAUCGGCCAGCUGCGAGGCCGUCUUUCUACGCCUUCGGUGCAGUCGCGCUCCCGGGAGUCGUCUCACGCGAGGGCACCGACGAAGACGAAGAAGGAUAAUGAUAAGAAGAAGGAGCAGUUGGUGGUCGUGCGGAACCCCAACGAGCGAGGCGGAAUCCAAAUCGUACGACGAUGCGAUCUACGGGGUAUGAAGCGGUCCUCAUCUCAGCACUCUCACUCCGAGGGCGACAAGAGCGACUAA
Molecule: messenger RNA, 2898 nt
Organism: Colletotrichum orchidophilum
Lineage: Eukaryota; Fungi; Ascomycota; Sordariomycetes; Glomerellales; Glomerellaceae
Exons: 2
Coding region: 1-2898 (965 amino acids)
Source: RefSeq, a predicted model, not a curated record